Messenger RNA from Harpia harpyja (harpy eagle), 1932 nucleotides. Its product is annotated as glioma pathogenesis-related protein 1-like. NCBI's taxonomy places the organism in Eukaryota, Metazoa, Chordata, Aves, Accipitriformes, Accipitridae. The record is from RefSeq and is a predicted model, not a curated record. Gene Ontology annotation, cellular component: extracellular region. The coding region runs from base 500 to 1405 and encodes 301 amino acids. The transcript has 6 exons.
AUUCCUAGAGUAAUUCUGAAAUGGAAGCAAGGUCCUGCAAAGUAAUUUUAAUUGAGCUGGUAUGACUAAGCUAUACUGUAGGAAAAUCAGCUGAACAGCAGAUUUGUAUUUUGUCAAAGCUACGAUUUUUAUGGUUGACACAGGUUUUAGGAAAGCUGUUCUGCAGCAUCUCUUCAGAUAAGACCUACAGUCACGGAAUGGUUUGGCAGUCAACCAGAAUGGAGCACACUCAGAGAAAAGACAGAAGUAUACCUGGAGUGUUGCUCCUUGCUAAUAUGCAUGGCAGAUGCCUGUUUCACGCUUUACCCUUUGAUGGCCAGCUAUGAUGUCAGAUAGAGCUGUACCUUAUGAAGCAAUUUCACUUCCUUUUACUUUGACACUUUCAAGUCCUUCCACACCCAGAGGACAACCUCUGAAGAGCUGCUUGUCAGUAUUAUCUCCACUUCAGAGAUUUUUCUUUUAAAAACUUAAAAAAAAAUACUGAAAACAUUGAAGGAUUAUGAAAAUCACAUUUUUCUUUGCUGCGUUGUUCUUACUGGAUCUCUUCACUUGCUGUCAUGCUUAUCCGCAAUAUCCCUUGCCUGACAUAGAUGAUGCAAAGUUCAUUGAAGACUGUGUGAGAGCUCACAACACAUUUCGAUCCAAAGUGAAGCCACCAGCCAGCAACAUGCUUCGCAUGUCCUGGGACGCUGCUUUAGCUAAGACUGCCAAAGCAUGGGCAAAAAAGUGCAAGUUUAAGCACAAUAUCUACCUUAAAGUUCCAAGGAAGGUGCACCCCACCUUUACUCCUGUUGGAGAAAACAUCUGGACUGGCACAGCCACCAUCUUCUCUGUGGAUGCAGCUCUCGAUGACUGGUUUAAUGAAGUCAGCAGCUAUGAUUUCAACACCAAUAGCUGUACUGGCAUGUGUGGUCACUACACCCAGGUUGUUUGGGCAGAGAGUUACAAAGUUGGCUGCGCCGUUCAUUUCUGCGAUACAGUUGAAAAUUUCCCCGGACUUUUCAGAGCAGCACAUUUUGUUUGUGACUAUGGGCCAGCGGGGAAUUACCCAAGAAAACCAUAUAAAGCAGGAGAAGCAUGCAGUGGGUGCAGUAAUGAGAAGUGCGUGGACAAGCUCUGUGAAAAUACAGAACGCGAGAAGCUGCUAGAUUAUACCUACUGGUACCCGGACUGGGAUACACAGCCCCGGCCACCGCAGCCCCGGCCCCCCAAGCCUCCCGCGCCGCGGCCCCGUCCCCCCAGGCCUCCCACGCCGCCGUCCGUCCCACCCGCCGAGCAUCCGCAUCCCUCUUGUGACCAAUACUGCCUUAGUGUUUCAAUCUUAAGGCCGCUGCUUUUGGUACUGAGUGCUGGUGCUGUUCUUUUAGUACAACAGUGGUAUCCACACACAUUUUUUUAUGAGUAAUGAUCAAUUAAGAUACUGAUAGUGAUCCCACCGCUGUCUUACUCUCAGAGAAUUGCACACAUCUGAAAAAACAUUUGGUCAUCUCGCCAUUAUCCUCGUGAUGUUUAUCCAGCAGAGAAAAGGCUGCAUCUUCACUCAAGGCAAGUUAAAAGUGGCUAUGCAUAGAGUUAGUGUAAUUUAUUGGCAGUAGCUGCAACAUGCUUCUAUGUCUGUACGAGCCUCUUAUCUCUGGCUCAGGGGUAGAUUGCUAGAGGGACCACGUAGACUAUGUAUUACUAUAUAUGCUAACAAGCCUCCUGGAAACCUGGGGCAUCACAAAGACAUGUCUGAAGCAGCACACUGUACCCAAAAAGAAGCAAUAACACAUCCCCAUUAACCUUCAAUUAUCCCAGACAUCGUUUUCCCCAGAUAAUGGAGACUUAACUGUAUGUAUUCCUUUUUAUGAACAGAAGGAGUAAAGCUUGUCCUUUACUCUAUUUAUCCUAUUCGUAUCAGUCUCCAUUAAAGUUACUCUAUUGUCAGUUGUA